UAUGUUUAGCAUAUUUGAUGUUGUUGGAUAAAUAAUAAGUCAUAGGUUAAAAAAUUCAAUGCAAUUUAAUGAAAUAGAAAAAUAUUACUAUUGUUAUUACAGUAUAGUCUUAAUGUUCAGAAUAAACAAUGUUCAGAGUAAACAGUAAAAAGCUAUUAAUAAUUAAGAGAUAAGUAUAAUGCAGAGUGGAGAUAAAGAAGAAGUAUAAUGAAGGAAAACCUAAGUUCCCUCCAAAAUCCAAAAUCCAAAAUAGAGGGAUUCUGGAUUGAACUUUGAAGUUGAAUCGUUCGUUAUCAUCAACCAAUUUAAUGUCAACGAAACAGAAACAUCUCUUCUUAAAAUCCCCAAAUCUUAAAUUUAAUCCCGUCGUUCACUCGCACUCUCUCCCCCGUCGGUUACGAAUUGCUGAUAUUCUUCUUGCCGAUCAAGAUCACGACGGCGUCGAUUGCAUGGACGCCUUCCGAGAAACGUCGACGAAGAAAUGCUUUUCGCCUCUCAGACUCGUUGAGUCGUUGCUGGCGCCGCUGAGGCCGGCCAAGGGGUUUCGACUUCAGCAACGCCGGCAGAAUGAGACUGGUGAAUUGAACACGGCGCCGGCGCCGACAAAUGAACUCAAAGGAAGCGAUGAUUCUAUCGAGAACCCUGGACGGUUACAUGAGAGUGAUACAUCUUUUAAGCUAGGAGUUGGUUGUGGCUUGCUGUAUCUCCUUGCAGCAAGUAAAAAUGAGCUAGGUAAGAUGGUUGAGCUGCGGAAAGAAAUGGAGGUGCUCCUUCAAAACAUGAAAGAUGAACUACAGCGGAAAGAUGCGCUUCUUAAGCCGUUGAAACAGAAUGACGCUCUUGCCCUUUCCAUAACUGAUAUUCAAGAAGUUUCCAGCUCUGAUAGUCACAUUUCUAUUCAUUCACAAACACAGUAUGUUCAACCAGAGUCAAAACGAAAUAUGGUUCCCAAUAAUUUUCUAGAAUAUGACAUAAGUGAACAAGGUGAAUGUGCAGAAGAAAUAAAUGAUCUCCAGGCAGAAUUUGAAAUUGAGUUACAGAGGUUGCAGCUGUAUUUGGAUGGAGAAACUGAAUUCGAAGAUGCAAAGCACGAGGGAGUCAAGGUUACUGUUAAGGACUGUAGUUCAAAAAGCAGCCAUAGCUCAAGUUUUGGUGAAAUAACAAUGGAACCUAUAGGAGCAAGUUAUGACGUAUCAUUUGGAGUUUCUCCAAUUGAAUUGGAGAGAAGGUUGCAUGAACUGCUUGAAGCAAGACUGGAAGAACGGAUAACAGAGCUGGAGUAUGGGUUAGAAUGUACAACGCAAAAGCUUAUCAAGAAAGAGAUAGAGGCUACUUGGUGGAAAGACACCGCACGACUUCUCUCACAACACGUUCCAGAAACUUCUCGGUUUACUUUUCCACUCGAUCCUGAGAUUGCUGUAAAUUUGAGUAAAUUUGUAGGAUAGUUUGUAUCAGUGUGCAGUCAAUUAAGCAACCAUAAUAUUGUUGAAUAGUACAAUUUAAUCACCCACUGUUAUAUGUACAUAUGACUCUCUUUUUUCUUCAAAAUUUUGGUUUAGCCCUCUACAGUUAAUAAUAAUGGUUUGCAGAAUUGUUUUAAAUAGGUUUGGGAACUACCAAUAGUAGAAUUCAAAUUGAAGUGAAUUAAAAUUAUUUUCCAUUACUACACCAGAUGUGUUAGCACUGAGCACUAUUUAUUAUUUAUUUUUCUUGUGUAAAGAUUUAGGUUGGGAACUGGAAGAUAUUGAAAUCUGUUUGAUGUA
This is a messenger RNA of Vigna radiata var. radiata (mung bean), 1763 nucleotides long. RefSeq names its product protein POLAR LOCALIZATION DURING ASYMMETRIC DIVISION AND REDISTRIBUTION. The transcript is spliced from 3 exons. Gene Ontology annotation, biological process: asymmetric cell division. NCBI's taxonomy places the organism in Eukaryota, Viridiplantae, Streptophyta, Magnoliopsida, Fabales, Fabaceae. Bases 309 to 1445 code for a protein of 378 amino acids. The record is from RefSeq and is a predicted model, not a curated record.